Molecule: messenger RNA, 633 nt
Organism: Protopolystoma xenopodis
Lineage: Eukaryota; Metazoa; Platyhelminthes; Monogenea; Polystomatidea; Polystomatidae
Source: the annotation of a GenBank genome assembly
AUGGAAGGAGAGGAAACGCCAAAUGAUCCUCAUGACAUACUUGGAACAGUGCAAAAGGGAAAUGUUGAGGACCUGAAAAAUUUAUACUCCAAAUUGCCGGAAAUAUUCAGCCGUUCCAACGAUAAUGGGGACUUUAUUGCACACAUGGCCGCCAAACAUGGACGCAGUGAUAUUCUACAGUGGUUGAAUUCCAUCAAGUGCAAAUUUAAUGACGAAUUUAAUACGGCUGGCUUCCUUCCUAUUCAUGUGGCUGUACUUCACGGGAACUUGGAUUGUGUCUUGGCUCUAAAAAUGGGUGGAGCGAAUAUGGACGCAAUCUCAGAGUCUGAUGAGCUUACUCCUCUACAUUUAGCCUGCCGUAAUGGAAAUGUCUCUAUAAUAAACGUUUUGGCGAAUGCAAAUGCCAACCUUUUGGCAAAAGAUGCAUAUGGUAACAAACCAAUUGACAUCGCAGUCAAUUAUGGACAGGCAAAGGCGGCAGAAAUCUUAGCCAAAAAGAUGGGAAUCGCUACGCCUGAAGUUGUUGCACUGGACAAUGAUCCAACCUGCAAGAGGAUAACUGAAGAGCAAAAAAAGCAAAACUUGAAAAAAUUGAAACAAAGGAUUCGCGACACGUCAACGGAGGGCACCUAA